AAUAUUUACAGAACUAGUUUAAGUUGCUAUGCAGGAUUUCACACACCUGCUGCUAUUUGGUCCACUGUCAUUGGAACACACAUACACUGUUUAAGUCAGUUGAAGUGCAAAACGGGAAACUAUUCAGAAGCUGUGAGCAUGUACUGCUGCGGUAAAGGCCAUACUGAAAUGGAAAGUUUAUUGCAAGUAGUGAAAGAAGCUGAUGGUCUCUUAUAUAUUCCCCAAUUGUGAUUACAUUUAUAGUACAAUAAUAUGUGGAGUUUCAUAAAUAAAGAUCAACGAGCAUGCAUGCCAAUAAUGUUAAGCCUACCGUGUUCUUCCUUACUAAAUUAAUCUUUACAUUUCUUAGUUGAGAUAUCUUAAUCCUGCUUGCUUUUUCAGACCACCAUACAACACAAUGCACUACCAAAACUAUAUGCAUCAUUAGAGUAAUCUUACAAAUAUGAAUUUUGUUAUUUUAAUGUACUAAAUUAAUUAUUUUAUUGUACUUUGUUCAUGCAUGAAUGAAGAACAGACCUGUACAAUACACACACUUUCCAACUACUCUGAUAAAUAUGAAACAGCGACCAAAAAUAUUUCAAAAGAAUUUUGCCCUUCGUCAAUCUCGCUCAAAUCCUUACGCUUCCUCAUUUUUCCUGCUUCUAACACAUCAACUUUGAGGACAAAAUGUUCACUUGCUGCCUAAUAUAUCCCACCCACUAACCAUGAUGAGGAGAUAAGCAGUCUUAUUCACUUCGUGUCAGUGCUCAUAAUGUUAUGGCUGAUCUGUGUACAUACAUUACACUGCCUCUACAAAUUUCAAAAGCAUGAAUUCACACAGGCAUAUUCUAUGUUGAUUUAAUAAAAUGCAGAACUUCACUACAACUUACUUCUUGCUCUAAUCUGAAAGGCAUGCAUGUUAAAGCAGUAGUGAAUUCUGAUUUCGGGGUCAGAUGUAACCAUGAGGCACCUUCAUUCUGAACCUUAUAUUCUGACAUAUGCAGAUCAACCAUAACAUUAUGACAACCUGCCUUAUAUUGUGUUGGCCCCCCUUUUGCUGCCGAAACAGCACUGACCCGUCGAUAGAAAGGUGUAUUCUGACACUUUUCUAUAAGAACCAGCAUUGACUUUUUUUUUUUUAAGCAAUUUGAGCAAUAGUAGCUCAUCUGUUGGAUCGGAUCACAUGGGCCAGACUUCGCUCCCCAUGUACAUCAAUGAGCCUUGGCCACCCAUGACCCUGUUGCUGGUUUACCACUGGUCCAUCCUUGGACCAUUUUUAAUAGACACUGACCACUGCAGACCGGGAACACCCCACAAGAGGUGCAGUUUUGGAGACACACUGAUCCAGAUGUCUACCCAUCACAAUUUUGCCCUUCGUCAAUCUCGCUCAAAUCCUUACGCUUGCUCAUUUUUCCUGCUUCUAACACAUCAACUUUGAGGACAAAAUGUUCACUUGCUGCCAAAUAUAUCCCACCCACUAACAGGUGCCAUGAUGAUGAGAUAAUCAGUCUUAUUCACUUCACGCGUCAGUGCUCAUAAUGUUAUGGCUGAUCUGUGUACAUACAUUACACUGCCUCUACAAAUGCAAAACUGCUUUGUUGAUUCUACCUUCUAUUCUGAGCAAUAAAGCACAAGAAGGGAAGAUAUUUGAAUUGACAGGAACCUAAUCAACAAAUACGGAGAACAGACGCUCCAUCCUAAAUGGCUGGAAAUCAGACUCCAGAUCCACAAAUGAUUAAAUGAAUAUUGUAGACCAACAUAACUAGGCCCAAAGAGGCCCACAAACUGUUUUUUGAACAGUAUAAAAAAAGCUACAGAACCCAGAGAAAAACUACAUAGAUACGAGAAGAACAUGGACCCCAGGGAUGUGAGGCAGCAGCACAUUAUUUUUUUCCACUCAGUUACUGAGCCAGGGAGCCCAGAGAGACAGCUGUUAUUUUUUUUUUCCCCCCCAGAGUAGACAUUUUACUGACAGUUUCCAAAAUGUAAGGGAAAAGUCAAAAAUCUUACAUUAAAGGGUGCUUGUAUUUAAAUAUUUAACAAAAAUAACAAAAACAGACCAAGAUUUUCCCGGAAAAAUGUGUGAUGAUUACCGGAAAGAAACAAUUACAGGGCCUUCAGAACAUGCUCUCAUUUGACACCUGCUGCCCUAAGUACUUGGCUGAACAACGUCAUCUUGCUGGGGAAAAAAAACAGGUUGCAUGAUGUUUCAUAAAGUUAGUCAUUCACACUAAAUAGUGCCACUGCAGUGCAGUCAAGGUUAGCGUAUUGGUAUGUGCUGAUGUGUAUAAAAACAUAGUAUACUGGACAAAGACAGCAUGUCUGUGUGUGUAUAGAAGAAGAGAGCUGGGGGAAAGACAGAUGAUUUCAUUGAGCACACUGGUUGUGAUUAUAAAAGGUUUGGAGUCAGCACUCCCAUCUCUCCCUAAACCCCCCACUCCACACCACCCCACCCCCAAACCUUGUCAGCAGCAGCUGGGGCUGUCUCUAUGCUGCAUUUCUCCACUGUCUCUUCCACCUCCCUCCUCCUGCUCACUCCUCAUUUCACCACUUUCAAAGAGCUCGGAUGCUGGUGGGAUGAGCAGCUUGCAGCAUUUGGGGUUUGAGCCAUCAGAGGCUUGCUCACCACCACAGCCCUGCCAUGCCAGGAGGGAAGCCCGGCCACGGACAUGGGUGAGAGAGGAGAACCACCUUUUAACUCAUUAAUGCUUAUUGCAGCUGAGAAGGGAAAAGGGGAGGGGAAGAAAUGAGCCUGAUGGAGGGGGUAAUAUAGAGAGUACAGAAGAGUAAGAGACGGAAAAGGAGAGACAGAAUGUGGGUGAUAAAGGACUAACCUGCCAUGCAGAGUAGCAGAAAAAAGAAAAAGACAGUAACUGAAAUUAUCCUCUGCUGCUCUAGAUUAGAGUAGCGCUAGGAAGAAGAGGUUAGAGUGUGGAAAAGAAAGGAAGAGAAAUGAUGGAACACUGAUGGAAAGGAUACGGACAGCUUACACAAUGUCUGCAUCUAUGCUGGCUUGCUUGCUGCUCCUGAUGCUAUGUACAGUGUCCGUGCUGGCAAUCUGUCCCCUGAUGUGUUCCUGUGGCAGGGGCCAUCGAGUGGUGGACUGCUCUGGCCAAGGCCUCGUACUGCUACCCAACAGCCUGCAGCACAACAUUCAUUUCCUCAACUUGUCCCACAACCGGCUACAAGACUUAGAUGGAGCUCUCGGCCACUUUGGCCACUUAAGAAUUCUGGAUAUCUCCCACAACCAUCUCAACCACCUUCCAGCUGGCCUGCCGCGGGCACUGUGGGACAUCCACGCAUCAGCUAAUCACAUUCGCCACCUUGAGAAAAACGACACUGCUUUCCACUGGAACCUGCAGUCCUUAGACUUAUCAAACAAUCAGUUAGAGCGUGUGGUCUUCAUUAACAACACACUACCCAGUCUACGAGCACUCAACCUAAGCCACAACAAGUUCUGGACUGUGCCAACCAACAUGCCCUACAAUCUGGAGGUGGUGGACCUGUCCCACAACUUUCUGCUACAGAUUCUGCCUGGCUCACUAGACCGCCUUCCCAGGCUGUCUCGAUUCUACUUGCAUGCUAAUCGCUUUGCUUUAUUGAGUGAGGGUGUGUUCAAUCGACUGGAAUCGUUGCAACUCCUUACACUUGGGGAUAAUCCUUGGGCCUGUGAGGAUGAGGAAAACAUGACACAUCUACUCAACUGGGUACAGCAGACCCCAGCAAAAGUGCUGGGCUGCCCUUGCUACAUCAGGCCUACGUGUGGGGAAGCCCACCUAUCCACCGCCAGAACCCGGAACUCGGCUUCAUACACUGAACCUCCACUGGGUGCGGACACACGUGAUCAACCACAUGUGCAGGUUGUCACUUCUGGAUAUCUGUCCAAAUCGGCACUGCUCAACUUUCCUUACAACUGGAGUACUGAGAAUUCCUCUGAAGCAUCUGAGCAGGCAAAGACCAAGGGUGUGGGACUGCUCACGUCCACGCCGUACAGUUUCUCAACCCAGACAAGCACAAUCCGUACACGGAGCGCCAAAAAGGCAUUGCCUGGCAGAGCUCGCAGCACAAGCAUCCAAAUCCAUCUCUGCAAACUUCAUACCCUCGCAUUAAACCUUUUGGGCACAGCAUUCAUCCUCAGUACCUUCUGAUUUUGCAUCAAGCUGGAAUAAUUCCUGCCCAAGAACCUGCAGUUGGUCAGGAUUUAAAACAAAUCUGCACCUUUAUGGAUAUAAGGAAGGUCAAAAGGAGGUUCUUAUCUUCUUGGAUGUUAACUACACAGUUUGAUUGUUCCUGACUCUAUGGGUAAUGCCUAUGGUGUGCGUGUUGGUCUGAGGGAAACCCUUCCAUGCUGUGGCUGAAUUCUGGCAAAUAACUGAAAAUUAUGAGGGGGGACAAAAAGACCAAAAUAGGGGUUUCUGCUUAUAUCACACUUUGACAAUUCAACUUGAAGGAACCAUAAGUAUAUUUAACCAAAAUGAACUGAAAACGUUUACCUUGCCUAGGCUUUCUACAAAGCUCAUGUUUGUAAGAAGAGAGUUUAAAAAAAAAAAAAAAAAGCAAGUCUUCCAAAAAGUGUCUAAAGUCUUUCCUCACACACUGAAAGUCAGAUUUUGAUCAGGUUGCUGUUUAGCCGAGUUGAAAACAAAUACUGACUCUUAAAUUGGCUACCCCCAAAUGUCAAAUGGAGAAAAACUGCAUUAAAGUUCCCUUCCACUGCAAAGAGAAAGGAAUUUUUAGGUAUCCCCCUUUUGACACUUGUGGGUAACCAGACAUCAAUAAUGUAAUGAUAAUAAUAAUGAUACAGAUAAAACAAAAAGAGCUCAGGAAAGGCUAAAGUUCACAGAUCUAUGCAUGGGAAAAAAAUGUCUAAAUGUCACUAGGUGAAGGGGUUUCCCUGGCCAUCACACAUAUAGUCUCUGUCUGCUUUAAUCAAACUGAAAAGUAUUCUCUAUGCAGUAUGUCUGUCAUGCAUAGUUAUCUUGCCAAACUAAUAGAAAUGCAUACAAAUGACUUAAAACAAUAGUGUUGGAAAAAAAAAAAAAAUCUCUCUCCUGUAUUAUGCUCGUCCAUAGAAAUCCAAACAUUUGGAAUGCAGUCUACUGUGAUUUUCAUAUAGGUAACACUUUCAAGGUUAUACAUGACACGCCAGGAAUCCACAUACUGCAGUCACAUGUAAUGAUUAACGUUUAAUGGUAUUUUAUACAUCAUACCGAGACCAAGAUAGCGAGAGACACUUCACUAAAAAUAAAAAAUAAAAGUCUAUCAUGCAAACAGAUGAUCUUAUAAAUGAUUGCUGCAUGUGUUGUGCUUGCUCUAUCUCUAAACAGAUAUGAUUGAUAUGUCUCAGCUGUCUAAAACUCCUAGGUGGGAUUUCACUCACUUAAACCUGUCUAGCCAAUUUCUCUUAGUGCUUCUACUACAUUAAGGCACUCCAGUGAGAGCUUUCCAAACACCCCACAGUAUCAUAAAGAUCACAGAGCAUUUAGCACUAGGUGAUGAUGCUGUAAGAGCUGAGCAAUGCUUGCUGACCAGAUCUUCUCCAACCAAAAAAAAAAAACCUUCAGCUUCGCCCAAGCUUUUUAUUUAAAAAAAAAAAAAAUUAAAUCUUGAGAGAUGUAGUGCUUUUUUUAUUAACACAUUUUUACUUUAUACUUCAAGUACAAAAUGGUUUUCAACAAAGCAUGAAUAGGGAUUACUAAUAUAGUUGACACCUAUUCAUACUUUACAAAGAGGCUAGAGAUAACAGUAAAAGUUUAUCAUUUAUAUACACAGAACACAUGUUAAGAAUGUUAAAAUAAAUGUGCUUAUUCAUAAAAUAAAGAAAGUCUUAAUAAAGCAACACAAUUUCACAUGUCCACAAAAAGUGUGGAUAUUGCAAAUUGCCAAAUGGCAGAGAUUCAGCCUUGAAUGGCUUUCAGAUGGCUGCUUGGAUAAAAAGCUGUGUGUAAAUACUGCAGUGAUGACCCGUUACCACUGUUGCACAAGAUGCUUGAGAAACGCUCUGAGAGCAAAGUACCCUUCUGUUGGGCUGAGUACAUCUUGGAAAAAUCUUUACUGUACACAUUUGCCAGUAAUUACAGACAACACUGGUAUUUAAUCUGAGGAUAAAGGUGCUAUUGUAAAUGUACAGUUUUUCCAAUUCAACACUAUGCUAAUCUGAAGAAUCAAGGUUUAGGAAUAAAUGAAAUAUACCAGAGGGAAAAAAUAUGCAAAUAUUUAAAAAAAAAAGAAAAGAAAAAAAAAAGUGGUAAGCAGAAAUCAAGUGCAAUACCAAAGUGUUUGGUUCCAAGGGUGUUGCUCUGACAGGAUAUUAUACAUUAAGGUUGACUGCACAAGGAAGUGCACAGAGACCAAAAAUAAAGCAACAGGCGAAUGAGGAGUAAAUAUCUGAAUGUACUAUAUUUAGCACUUUGAUUUCCAGCACAUGAAAUAAGGUCUACCUUACAGCUUGCAACAUGCCAAGAACCUAACCUCACUUAAGCACAAACUCCUGCUAUUGAUUCCAACAUGUUAGAAAAACGCAAAAUAAUUUACAAAGAAACAUGAGGAACUGCAAAUGCUCUACUAAUUGGUAUGCAUAGUGCAAAAUUAACCACGACAAAUGUGUUAAUACUGAUCUAGACAUUUUACAGGCCAGAAACGGACACGAAUUUAAGAGUGGUAGAUCUAAUGCACAGAAGUCAUUUAACUGAACUUUUGCAUUCAUUAGUAGAUGUAUUGUAAUAUAUUACAUUUGUGUGGCUUUCAGAUAUCAUAAGUAUUAACACUACUAGAUAAAUGAAGCAGGGCAAAUCCUUUGCUUAACUGUUCAUGCUUUGUGUUUGUAGAAGGCAAUAUGUUACAGACCAUCUGAUGUAAUCUAAACUUAGACAUAAAAUAUUAAUUUAGCAAGUUAACAAGCAUUAUACAUGCUGCUAGUAUCAUCACAAGUUUGUUUGAGUCAUUAAACACAAUGUUAAACAGCAAAGGCUAGCUUUGCUGCUCGUCAGGGUUAUAAUGGCAGAGGGCAAAUUUGUCUACACUGGGUAUUACAGAUUUUUGAGAAGUAUAGAAAUAAAACCACAACCCAUACAGCCUUAUUAUAGGUUUGAUGUCUUAAGUGUGUUUUUUUUUUUUAUUUUAUUUAUUAGAGAUGAAUUUACAGCACAACAAGCCUAAACAUCUUACCUUCGGGCAAUGUA
Molecule: messenger RNA, 7160 nt
Organism: Hemibagrus wyckioides
Lineage: Eukaryota; Metazoa; Chordata; Actinopteri; Siluriformes; Bagridae
Gene: omgb
Product: oligodendrocyte myelin glycoprotein b
Exons: 2
Coding region: 2946-4127 (393 amino acids)
Biological process (GO): neuron projection regeneration
Molecular function (GO): protein binding
Source: RefSeq, a predicted model, not a curated record